AUGCGUGAUCAAGGCCUCUUCAUACCCACCUACCCCACGGUCAUUGGCUUCGACAUCUCGGGGCUAGUCCUCAAGGUCGGCGACAACAUCCCCGUCGGUGCUACCGAUGAAGGUCCGGGCCCUUUUUUCCGACCGGGGAUUACCCGCGUCGCCGCCUACGCCACCUCCGAGCGGUGUCUCGUCCCCUGGCAGCACGCCCUGCCUCUUCCGGAUGAGGGUAUUUCUUGGAACCAAGCGGCAACCUUGUUCGUCGCCGUUGAGAUACCCCUUAACGCGUGGGAUGUUACGGGGAUUUCACGGGUGGGAGAGGCCACUGCUUCUUCCUCCGUCUCCGCUGCCCCAGUCGGCGCCGAUACCAGCGGAGGAACUCAGGAAUAUAAGAAACAAAAGAGAGACGCCCUAUUAAUCUGGGGCGCUUCCUCUAGCGUGGGCACGAUAGGCGUGCAAAGCGCCCGGCUGCUGCGGGAAGAUCGCGACUCUUCUUUUGCCGCCAUGUACGCCACGGCCGGUGCGGCGAAUUAG
This is a messenger RNA of Penicillium bovifimosum, 522 nucleotides long. RefSeq names its product GroES-like protein. Gene Ontology annotation, molecular function: quinone reductase (NADPH) activity. The record is from RefSeq and is a predicted model, not a curated record. Gene Ontology annotation, biological process: cellular response to oxidative stress. Lineage: Eukaryota; Fungi; Ascomycota; Eurotiomycetes; Eurotiales; Aspergillaceae. The transcript has 2 exons. Bases 1 to 522 code for a protein of 173 amino acids. Gene Ontology annotation, cellular component: cytoplasm.